This is a messenger RNA of Acyrthosiphon pisum (pea aphid), 1622 nucleotides long. Its product is annotated as alpha-tocopherol transfer protein. NCBI's taxonomy places the organism in Eukaryota, Metazoa, Arthropoda, Insecta, Hemiptera, Aphididae. Gene Ontology annotation, molecular function: phosphatidylinositol bisphosphate binding. Gene Ontology annotation, cellular component: membrane. The record is from RefSeq and is a predicted model, not a curated record. The coding region runs from base 347 to 1225 and encodes 292 amino acids. The transcript is spliced from 6 exons.
CGAAGAUUGACUCACAGAGUGACUUGGUCGUUCGACUGACUAGGAUACAUAAUAUACGGUUUACGAAACGACAUUAUUAUUUUAUAUUAUUAUUAUUUGAAUAUACCCGACACGAUCUGCAAUAAUAUAUCGUGAACGGUUUGCGCGCCACGCCGUUCACGUGAAACCACCAAAAAAUAAUAUAUCGUUCGAUUGUAAUCGGCGGGAUACGUGCCAAUUUUACGAGUACCCAGGACUGCGGAUAGCGAACAAAUUGUUGUAUUUUAUUUAUCGUGACCAUCGGUCACAAUCGCUAUAUUUGUCACACAGUGUGACUAUUCAGCCUACGUAUCGAAAACACAUCGACAUGACGUAUUCCUCGUCGACACCGUUCAGCGAAUACCUGCGAAUAGAGCAGAGCAAAUAUCCGGAGCUCACGUUUGACGAUAUCCAGAAGUUAAAGGAGAGCUUAGAAGACGACGAUAAUUUGCCGCCUAUAUCGGACAAAAAAUAUUUGGCAUUUCUACACAGCUGUAAUUUUGAUUUAGAAUUAGCCAAAAAGACCAUUCAGAGAUGUUACCGAUUCCACUUCAGGAUUCCACAAGUAUUUUGUGAAUUGGAUCCAUUAGACGAGGAUAUAGAAUUGACUUAUAAUUGCUUGAGCAUUGGUCAAAUGCCUACUGUAAACACGGACAAAACCGAUCGAGUUCUAUUCAUGAUGUUUCAAGAUACGAACCACGAAAUGUUUGAAUACUUAUCACUUUUCAAGUACCUCGUUAUGUGGAUGAACUAUACGCUUUUGAAGUACGGUACGUGUGACGGAAUGGUUAUCGUAGUAGAUUCCAAAGGGUUGAACUGGCGCCAUAUUGUUAAAAUACCCAUUGGAAUCGCUAGUAAAAUGUUGAAAUUCUUGGAGGUUGGUCUACCAGUUCGUUUAAAGGCUGUGCAUGUUUUAAAUGCAGGAUCGGCUACUCAAAUGAUUAUGAAAAUGGUAACACGAUUCGCUAAUCAAGAAUUAUUAGAAAAGAUAACGCUUCAUCCAGUCGGUUCAAAAGAUAUAUUCAAUUACAUAUCGAGAAAUGAACUGCCAGCAGAGGUGGGAGGGUCAGGAAAAUCGCAUAGUUUUUUCAACGAUGAACUUUACAAUGACUUGGUCGAUAUUCGUGAUGAUUUUCUUGAGCAGAAUGAAGUAUUGAACAACCAAAUGAUGUAUGUGAAUCACCGACUUGAACAAGAUGACGAAUAAACUAUACCAAUUUAAUAUUUUAAGAAAAACGUAUUUUAUGAAACACAUUAAGUUUACAUUUUAAAACAAUUUAGAACACUAAGUAUAAAAAAAUGCCAACUUAUCGUUGUGAAAUUAAAUUGUUUUAAAAUUUAAUUUAUUAUAGGUUGUGAUAAUUAUUUUUAGAUUACUGUGUUUUUAUCGAUAGGCAUCUUAACAUAGUUUAAAGUGAAUUGGGUACACUAAUAUUACAAUAAUUUAAUUUAAGAGUUGUGUUUGUCAUAUUAUGAUUGUAUACUUGAUUACAAGUUAGAAGUUUAGUGCGUUAUUGAUUAUUGAUUUUUGUAAUAUUUUGAAAUUACCAUUUUAUAGCUCAAGCAAUUUUUGAAUACAAGUAUAAUUUUAUACAUUUUUUCAA